This is a messenger RNA of Sclerotinia trifoliorum, 1895 nucleotides long. Lineage: Eukaryota; Fungi; Ascomycota; Leotiomycetes; Helotiales; Sclerotiniaceae. The record is from the annotation of a GenBank genome assembly.
AAAUUCUUUUAAUCGAUUGAUAUCUUCACUUAUUUAAUCGUACGAGUAUGUCAUCAAGCUGUCUUUCUUACAUCACCACUACCACGUUCAAACUGUGGUUCUGCGAUAAAUAAGUUUCUGCAAUCAUGUCGAAAAUCGCAGGGGACGGAGUGGCACUUUUCUGGGCUUCGACAUUGCUGCUGGCGCUAUGUUGGAUUACUUUUGCUUUGCGGGCCGGAGUCAGGGUAUGGAGGAAAAUUUGGGGCGUGGAUGAUAUCUUAAUGAUGGUGGGAAUAGUAUGUUGCAUCCAGUUUUCCCAUCUUCGAAUAUUCACAUGCUAAUAAUGAAUAGCUACUUUUUACCGUCACUGCUAGUCUAUGUAUUGUGUGCUCUUUCCACGGAAGUGGACAAAAAGCUGUCAUGUUAUCGGCCUAUGACAUCGGCCGUGGAACUAAGGUACGUAUCAGGUUUCUUAUAUAUUAAAAUCCAGGUUUCUAAACAUCCAUACUAAUCAUUACUCAAAGCUCUUCUUUAUUGCCGAAUUCUUCUACGCUUCCAGUGCGAUCGCCGUCAAGUGUAGUAUUGCUGUCACUAUACUUCGUAUUGCCGAUACUCGUCGUCGCUAUGUUUACACUAUCUGGGGAAUUAUGAUUUUGAGUGUCAUCUCCGACAUUGUUUUCAUCAUUGGCAUCGCAAAUAUUUGUCAUCCAAUCAGUACCUUAUGGGGCGAAUCAAACGGGACAUGCAAUCGCCAGUUGAACAGUGACAUUAGCUUGUUCUUUUCUGCUAUCGAGAUUUUGACAGAUUGGACUCUGGCCAUCUUGCCUGGCUUUCUGUUGUGGAAUAUCCAGAUGAAGAGUAGGGUUAAGAUGUCUGUGGCUUGUAUUCUUGGAUUAGCUGCUCUGUAAGUUUUUUUGUUAAUACUCGACAAGUUGACUUGAUUGAUCUUGCUUGAUUAUAUCAAGCUUUAGCUAGAGCUAUAACAGUGUGGCUAAUACUCCUUUAGUGCAAGCUGCGCAACAAUUGUCCGACUUCGCUUCCUGAGUCUCUACAGCGACCCCACCGAAUUCAUGUUCGGCACAGGUAAAAUAGGUCUCUGGUCCAUCAUCGAAGAAGGCAUAGGAAUAUUUGCCGGUUCACUUCCCGCUCUUCGCCCUUUACUCUCUCUCCCGUUUCUUAACCUUAGUACCACGGGCAGAUCCAAUAAUCCCAGCUCGAGUAAAAAUGGAAAUGUUCCCCGGACACAAAAUCACCAACAUCGUUCGGAUAUCAACAUGGAUACAUUUGCUCAUUUGGGAGAUUCGGAUGUCGAAAAAGACGGGGAUGGGGAUAGUCAAAAACACAUCCUGAAGGAAACGCAAGUUUCGGUAACGAGUGAUAGUAGACGUUCUGCACCAGGAGAAUGGGAACAAAGUCAGAUACUCGGAUGGAAGGGCAAUAGGAAUUCGACGAGAGCUGUUCAAUAAGCAACAAUUUCAUACACACGGGACAUACACGAGACAUUCUGAAGAAAACUCGCAUCGAACGGGACGAGGAACUGGGUAAACGAAGAAAAAGAGGCGCGUAGUAAUAUAAUAUACGAAGAUCUUGUACGAUGAAUAUGAUACCUGGGUAAGAUGACCUGUUCAACUAUGAAUGGAUAUCAAAGAUAAACCCGCGCGGCGUCGCUUUUGGUUUUAAGCAUCUUGACGGAGUUGGAUUUGCAUCGGUUCGUAACCUAAGAAAGCGCUGGGGUUCAUCGUCUAACUAAUUGGGGGAAUGGGCGGGCAUACGGAAAGGAUAAGGGGUUAUAUCAGGUUAUUAUACCAUUGUGGCCAUGACGGGUUUCGGUCGAACUCUGCUGUUUGAUAUAUGUGCAGUGUCAACAUUAUAUAGCGUUAUUAUUAUAUUAUACUUGAAGGCGUGGUUGACUCGUG